Messenger RNA from Dioscorea cayenensis subsp. rotundata (Guinea yam), 960 nucleotides. Its product is annotated as 17.1 kDa class II heat shock protein-like. The transcript has a single exon. NCBI's taxonomy places the organism in Eukaryota, Viridiplantae, Streptophyta, Magnoliopsida, Dioscoreales, Dioscoreaceae. Gene Ontology annotation, biological process: response to salt stress; response to hydrogen peroxide; response to heat. The record is from RefSeq and is a predicted model, not a curated record. Bases 231 to 788 code for a protein of 185 amino acids.
AGUCCAGCCCAUUUAAUUAAAUCUCAGCCCAACCCACAAACAGCAUAGCACAGGGACACCCUCAAAAUUUUGGAUUGAAUUCUCCACUUCCCAGAAUAUUUCAGAAGCUUCGUCCCAAUUCGCGAAGGUUUUAGAGACCUCUGAACAACAAACGCUCACUCGAGAAACAUCCCAAAUUAUCCAAUCACUCCCUAUAAAUGCUUCCCAAAACCCUAAAUCCCUAAUCAUCGAUGAAAUCCAAAGCAACCAAAGAGAAGAGCAAGAUCAACAACAACAACAGCAUUAGAAGAAGAUCAACAAGAGGAUUGGGAGAAGCAAUGGACCUGGUGAUGGGUUUGGAGGGACCUCUCAUGUCCACAUUGCAGCACCUCAUGGACAUACCUGAUGAGGUGGUGGAUAAAGCCAUCAAUGCACCGACCAGAGCCUACGUUCGUGAUCGUAAAGCCAUGGCUGCGACUCCGGCAGACGUGAAGGAACUCCCUGGAUCUUACGUCUUUGAGAUGGAUAUGCCUGGGGUGAAGCCAGGGGAGAUCAAGGUCCAGGUUGAGGAUGAGAACGUGGUCGUGAUCAGUGGUGAGAGAAAGAGAGGAGAAGAAGAGCAGGAUGUGAAGUACCUGCGGAUGGAGAGAAGGGUCGGUAAGUUCAUGAGAAAGUUCUCGUUGCCGGAGAAUGCGAACACGGAGGCGAUCUCAGCGGUUUGCCGGGAUGGAGUGCUGACCGUGACCGUGGAGAAGCUGCCGCCGCCGGAGCCGAAGAAGCCGAAAUCCGUCGAGGUUAAGGUCGCAUGAAAGAUGUUUAAUGUUUUCCCUUUUUGAUCUGUGAUCUGUGUUUUGUGUGUUGUAUGAGAAAACUAUGUAUUUUGUACUAGAAGUGUGUUAAAGAUAUCGCGAGUGCUCUGUUAAUGCUCUCUCACUCUUAUCUGUUAAAUAAAUAUUUCUCUUCUUUGUUUGUUUAAAACAA